Choloepus didactylus (southern two-toed sloth) is the source of this 4999-nucleotide messenger RNA. RefSeq names its product fibronectin type III domain containing 3B (gene FNDC3B). The transcript has 27 exons. The record is from RefSeq and is a predicted model, not a curated record. Gene Ontology annotation, molecular function: protein binding. Bases 161 to 3784 code for a protein of 1207 amino acids. NCBI's taxonomy places the organism in Eukaryota, Metazoa, Chordata, Mammalia, Pilosa, Megalonychidae.
GGAGAGUGGCGGCGACGAAGGCGGCGGGAGCAGCGGAGGGGGCGGCAAGGAUCCUCCGGGCUGCUGGCUGGGAAGGCGUGGGAGAUUCGGUGUGUGAAGCGUCCGGACCUGUGCGUUUCAGCCCAAGGGAAGGAAGCCAGUUGAGGGAAAUUCUCCAUGAAUGUACGUCACAAUGAUGAUGACCGACCAAAUCCCUCUGGAACUGCCACCACUGCUGAACGGAGAGGUAGCCAUGAUGCCUCAUUUGGUAAAUGGAGAUGCAGCUCAACAGGUUAUUCUCGUUCAAGUUAAUCCAGGCGAGACUUUUACGAUAAGAGGGGAGGAUGGAACACUUCAGUGCAUUCAAGGACCUGCUGAAGUUCCCAUGAUGUCACCCAAUGGAUCCAUUCCCCCUAUCCAUGUGCCCCCAGGUUAUAUCUCACAGGUGAUUGAAGACAGUACUGGAGUGCGCAGGGUGGUGGUCACACCCCAGUCCCCUGAAUGUUAUCCCCCUAGCUACCCCUCUGCCAUGUCUCCAACCCACCACCUACCCCCAUACCUGACCCACCACCCGCAUUUUAUUCACAAUUCACACACAGCUUACUACCCACCUGUUACUGGACCUGGAGACAUGCCGCCUCAGUUUUUUCCUCAGCAUCAUCUUCCCCCCACAAUAUAUGGUGAACAAGAAAUAAUACCACUCUACGGAAUGUCAAGCUACAUUACGCGAGAAGACCAGUACAGCAAGCCUCCUCACAAAAAACUGAAAGACCGCCAGAUUGACCGCCAGAACCGCCUCAAUAGCCCUCCUUCUUCUGUCUACAAAAGCAACUGCGCAACAGUGUACAACGGCUACGGGAAGGGCCACAGCGGUGGAAGCAGUGGAGGCGGGGGAGGUGGCAGUGGCGGUGGGCCAGGAAUUAAGAAAACAGAGCGGCGAGCAAGAAGCAGUCCUAAGUCGAAUGAUUCAGACUUGCAAGAGUAUGAGUUGGAAGUAAAAAGAGUGCAAGACAUUCUUUCAGCAAUAGAGAAACCACAGGUUUCUAAUAUUCAGGCAAGAGCAGUUGUGCUGUCCUGGGCUCCCCCAGUUGGACUUUCAUGUGGACCCCACAGUGGUCUUUCCUUCCCCUACAAUUAUGAGGUUGCCUUAUCAGACAAAGGACGAGAUGGAAAAUACAAGAUAAUUUACAGUGGAGAAGAACUAGAAUGUAACCUGAAAGAUCUUAGACCAGCCACCGAUUAUCAUGUGAGGGUAUAUGCCAUGUACAAUUCUGUAAAGGGGUCCUGCUCCGAGCCAGUUAGCUUCACCACCCACAGCUGUGCACCUGAGUGUCCUUUCCCACCUAAGCUGGCACACAGGAGCAAAAGUUCACUAACCCUGCAAUGGAAGGCACCAAUUGACAAUGGUUCAAAAAUCACCAACUACCUUUUAGAAUGGGAUGAGGGAAAAAGAAACAGUGGUUUCAGACAGUGCUUCUUUGGGAGCCAGAAGCACUGCAAGUUGACGAAGCUUUGUCCAGCAAUGGGGUACACGUUCAGGCUGGCUGCUCGGAAUGACAUUGGCACCAGUGGUUAUAGCCAAGAGGUAGUGUGCUACACGUUAGGAAACAUUCCUCAGAUGCCCUCUGCACCGAGACUUGUUCGAGCUGGAGUCACCUGGGUCACGCUGCAGUGGAAUAAGCCAGAAGGCUGUUCACCCGAGGAAGUGAUUACCUACACCCUGGAAAUUCAGGAGGAAGAAAACGAUAACCUUUUCCACCCCAAAUACACUGGAGAGGAUUUAACCUGUACUGUGAAAAAUCUCAAAAGAAGCACACAGUAUAAAUUCAGGCUGAAUGCUUCUAAUAUGGAAGGGAAAAGUUGUCCAAGUGAAGUUUUGGUUUGUACGACAAGUCCUGACAGGCCUGGACCUCCUACAAGACCCCUUAUUAAGGGACCAGUUACAUCUCAUGGCUUUAGUGUCAAAUGGGAUCCUCCAAAGGACAAUGGUGGUUCAGAAAUUCUCAAGUACUUGCUGGAGAUCACUGAUGGAAAUUCUGAAGCGAAUCAGUGGGAAGUGGCAUACAGUGGAUCGGCUACAGAAUACACUUUCACCCAUUUGAAACCAGGCACUUUGUACAAACUCCGAGCAUGCUGCAUCAGUACUGGUGGACACAGUCAGUGUUCUGAAAGCCUCCCUGUUCGUACACUAAGCAUUGCACCAGGUCAGUGUCAGCCGCCGAGGGUUUUGGGUAGACCACGACACAAAGAAGUCCACUUAGAGUGGGAUGUUCCUGCAUCUGAAAAUGGCUGUGAGGUGUCAGAAUACAGUGUAGAGAUGACAGAACCCGAGGAUGUGGCGUCAGAGGUGUACCACGGGCCAGACCUGGAGUGCACUGUUGGGAACCUGCUUCCCGGAACUGUGUAUCGGUUCAGGGUGAGGGCUCUGAAUGACGGAGGGUAUGGUCCCUAUUCUGAUGUAUCAGAAAUUACCACUGCUGCGGGCCCCCCUGGACAAUGCAAAGCACCCUGUAUUUCCUUUACACCUGAUGGAUGUGUCCUAGUGAGUUGGGAGAGUCCUGAAAGCUCUGGUGCAGAUAUCUCAGAGUACAGGUUGGAAUGGGGAGAAGACGAGGAAUCCUUAGAACUCGUUUAUCAUGGGACAGACACCUGCUUUGAAAUGAGAUCUCUGUUGCCUGCUGCACAGUAUUGCUGUAGACUGCAGGCUGUCAAUCAAGCAGGAACAGGACCGUACUGUGAGCUUGUCCUUUGCCAAACACCAGCAUCUGCCCCUGACCCUGUCUCUACUCUCUGUGUUCUGGAGGAAGAGACCCUCAAUUCCUAUCCCGAUACACCUUCUGCGUGCCUUGUACUGAACUGGGAAGAGCCGUGCAAUAAUGGAUCUGAAAUCCUUGCUUACAACAUUGAUCUUGGAGACGCUAGUAUUACCGUGGGCAAUAUCACCACCCACAUUAUGAAAGAUCUCCUUCCAGAAACCACCUACCGGAUCAGAAUUCAGGCUAUAAAUGGAAUUGGAGCUGGACCAUUUAGUCAGUUCAUUAAGGCAAAAACUCGGCCAUUACCACCCUUGCCUCCUAGGCUAGAAUGUGCUGCAGCUGGUCCUCAGAGCCUGAAGCUAAAAUGGGGAGACAGUAACUCCAAGAUACAUGUUGCUGAUGACAUGGUGUACACACUACAGCUGGAGGACAGAAAUAAGAGGUUUAUUUCUAUCUACAGAGGACCCAGCCACACCUAUAAGGUCCAGAGACUGACGGAAUUCACCUGCUACUCCUUCAGAAUCCAGGCAGCCAGCGAUGCUGGGGAGGGGCCCUUCUCAGAAACCUACACUUUCAGCACAACCAAAAGUGUCCCUCCCGCCAUCAAAGCACCUCGAGUGACACAGCUAGAAGGAAAUUCAUGUGAAAUUUUAUGGGAAACGGUACCACCAAUGAAAGGUGAUCCUGUCAACUACAUUCUGCAAGUAUUGGUUGGAAGAGAAUCUGAGUACAAACAGGUGUACAAGGGAGAAGAAGCCACAUUCCAAAUCUCAGGCCUCCAGACCAACACAGACUACAGGUUCCGCGUGUGUGCAUGUCGUCGCUGUCUAGACACCUCUCAGGAGCUAAGUGGAGCUUUCAGCCCUUCUGCAGCUUUUGUACUACAACGAAGUGAGGUCAUGCUUACAGGGGACAUGGGGAGCUUAGAUGAUCCCAAAAUGAAGAGCAUGAUGCCUACUGAUGAACAGUUUGCAGCCCUCAUUGUGGUUGGCUUUGCAACUUUGUCCAUUUUAUUUGCCUUUAUAUUACAGUACUUCUUAAUGAAGUAAACAGACCCAACAAAACUAGAGAUUUAGCUAGGAAAAAAAUAUCAGUGUUUCGGUGCACCUUUUUGAAAUGCAAAACUAGGAAGAGGCUAAACUGGAUUUAAAAAAAAAAAAAAGAAGAAGAAGAAGAGGAAGAAAAACAAACCAGAUACCAAAAGCUAGCUUUCUUAUAUUUCCUUUCACAUUUUCAGAUUUGCCUUUAUUCUUUUCUCACUGAUGUCUUUUGCAAGCCUUUGAUUUUUUUUUUUGUUAUACAGUUUAGUAAUUUAUAUUCACCAGUCACUUGUGUCUUGAUUAUCUAUAUUUGUAAACAUGAAUCACAUUGUGUGUAGUUACAGUACUAGGAUUUCAGUGUUGUCAAAGUAUUACACUGCAUCAGAAACAUACAGAAGAUGUGUUCACUAAGAUAUGGCUGCCCUAAACAAGUUCCAUUUUGUCACUCAGUUAUUUAACUGUGUUUAGCUCAUUUAAAUCAAAAUGUGCAUGUACUUCAAUCUAAAAUGUUUUAAUAAUCUGUAUUUCUUAUGAUUUUAACACUAUGAGCUGCCUGUAUAAGAAAUCAAGUAACCAAAAUGCACCUAUAAAUUAUGGAGCAUCGUAGAUUUUACCACAUCAAUUCAUAGCCGUAACUUUAAAGAGGGCAUUGUGCAAUAGUUAGUUAUUUCCUUAUUCAGCUAUUUUAAAAGCUGCUUUAACUUGUUUGUUUGUCUUUGUAUAUAACUACUUCUAAUCAUUAGAAUUAUUAUAUUCUGUUAUGUUUGACCAGAAUUAUAUGAUGAGAACUGGUGACAGUUUAGUGCCUCUGCCCAUUGUCCAUGAUUUACACUAAUUGUGAGCAAUCUUCUUACACAUCAGCUCAUUUAUUUUUGAAAGAUUUGCCUUUAGGGUGUUCUUUGAGGUAUCAGUGAAGUGAUUGAAUUUCAAUACCUUAAUUCAGUGCAUAUAAUACUAAUCGAUCAGCAGAUGGAAAUUGAUAAAGCCCAAAAGAAAGUUGUCUAAAUUCCUAUUUCUGUGGGGUUGACUGGCCAUGUGUGGAGAGGGAAUGGUAUUUGACAGUAAGCAACAGGGUGUUUGGGGGUCAAGGAACCUAAAUUCUCUCCCUGGAUCUGUCACUAACUUGCUGCGUGACCUAAGCACAUCACUUUACCUCUCUGUGCCUAAGUUUUCCCAUGCAUUUAAAAAUAAAAUAAAAUAAAAUGGGGAUUCUAAUGCUUGUAA